GUCGGCCCAAUCAGCGUGGCCAGCUUGUCUCACAAAUGCUAGGUGGUGGUCAUGCGCCGGCAGGGCUGAACAUGGUGAUGAUCACUGUGGGAGCUCUGAAGUCCGAGAACGUGCAGGUCAUCCAGUCCUGGGUCAAGCAAGUGACGACGCAGGGAGGGCAGGGCGUCCACUUGGGCGACAAAGACGCGACUGGCAUUGCCAAGGCCUUCGAAGUGGUAGCCGAGUUCCUUGCAGCGGAAGUCGGUGGUGCAACCGAGUGCUGA
Messenger RNA from Symbiodinium pilosum, 263 nucleotides. The record is from the annotation of a GenBank genome assembly. NCBI's taxonomy places the organism in Eukaryota, Dinophyceae, Suessiales, Symbiodiniaceae.